AUAUUGCGUAUGAUUUGUAUAAUGAUAUGGUUUACCAAAAAGUCGAGUUUACAUGUAAUAAUAUUAAGUUGCAAUAUGUAGUUGCCUUGAAACUUUUUAAUGUUUACGUUUCAUCGUAUCUCAUAUCUUUUAUUCUAAGGUUUCUUACAGUGUCUGACGUGUACAAAAAUCAAAUAACACGAUUAUAAAUAUAGGUUAGAUUGCAACAUUGAAUUAAACAUCUUUUUUAUUUUAUUAAGAAAUCGUGCAAUUAUGCUCGACUUAUUUACCAUAUUUAGUAAAGGUGGUAUUGUGUUAUGGUGUUUUCAAAGUACCUCGCAAAUAUUUGCCCCAAGCGUUAACGCAUUAAUACGAAGUGUCAUAUUGCAAGAACGUUCGGGAAAUCAUAGUUUUGAAUAUGAUUCUUUACGCUUACAAUAUAAACUCGAUAAUGAGUUUGAGCUAGUAUUUGUAGUUGCAUAUCAAAAAAUACUACAAUUGUCAUAUAUAGAUAAAUUUUUAAAUGACAUUCAUUUAGAAUUUAGAGAUAGAUUUAAAAAUGAAUUGGAGAAUUCCAAAUGGUUUUCGAACUUUGAAUUUCAAAGUAAUUAUGAACAUGUAUUAACUAUGGCUGAACAAUGGGCAAGGACUCAGGCUAAAAUACCUAAACAAAUGCGUACCUUUGAUGAAAGUCAAAAAUCAAAAAAGACUGUUGCCAGUAUGAUUGAAAGAAAAGAUGACAAAGAAAAUAAAAAACAAGUGAAAAUUCAAGAAGUUAUAAAGCAAGAUUUACAACAAAACAAUCGAGUAAAUCAUAAUGGAGAAAUAGAUGAAGAAAUUUUAAUCGCAAAUCGUAUGAAAUUGGCGCAAAAAUUGAAUAAUCAAAAGAAGAAAGUUGAUAAGCAAAAAAGUCAAAAAAUUGAAAAAGCUGGCAAGAAACCUCGUGUUUGGGAAUUAGGUGGGACCAUUAAAGAUCUUGCUGCUUUAGAACGCACCAAAGAUAAACCAGAAGAGAGCGGUGAUUAUGUUGCAGCCGAUAAAACGUUAGUAGGUAAAAUGAAAGGUGGUAUUCGCGACAUAAUAGUUGAAAGUGAUUCCGAGGAUGAGUCCGACGAAGAAGUGGAGAAUUCGAAAUCACAAAUGCAAAAGAAAACCAAUAGUAUGUUUUCAAUGUUUAAGAGUUUGGUCGGUAAUAAAUGUUUGAAACACGAGGAUAUGGCUCCGGUUCUCGAUAAAUUGAAAGAUCAUUUGAUUUCGAAGAAUGUGGCAGCUGAUAUUGCUAAAAAGUUAUGCGAUUCCGUCGGUGUAAAACUCGAAGGAAAAAUACUUGGUACGUUCGAUAGCGUGGCUAGUACCGUGAAAGCAACUUUAACCGACGCAUUAGUGCAAAUAUUAUCUCCAAAAAGGCGCGUAGAUAUUUUACGAGAUGCAAUGGAAGCAAAGAAUAAUCAUAGACCUUACGUUAUGACUUUUUGCGGCGUGAAUGGAGUGGGAAAAUCAACAAAUUUAGCGAAAAUUUGUUUCUGGCUCAUAGAGAAUAAUUUCCGUGUGCUUAUCGCAGCGUGUGAUACAUUCAGAGCUGGUGCAGUUGAACAAUUAAGAACGCAUAUGCGUCAUUUAAAUGCUCUUCAUCCACCGGAAAAACAUGGAAAUCAAUCUAUGGUCCAAUUGUACGAAAAAGGUUAUGGAAAAGAUGCUGCCGGUAUUGCUAUGGAAGCGAUACGUUUUGCCAAAGAUUCGAAAAUCGACAUAGUUUUGGUGGACACUGCAGGCAGAAUGCAAGAUAACGAACCUUUGAUGAGAGCUUUGGCCAAAUUAAUUAAAGUAAACGAGCCAGACGUGGUGCUUUUCGUUGGCGAAGCUCUUGUUGGAAACGAAGCUGUUGAUCAAUUGGUGAAGUUCAAUCAAGCAUUAGCAGAUCAUAGUCAAUCUUCCAAUCCUCAUAUCAUUGAUGGCAUCGUAUUAACUAAAUUUGAUACAAUUGAUGAUAAGGUAGGCGCAGCAAUUUCUAUGACGUAUAUUACCGGACAACCUAUCGUUUUUGUUGGAACAGGACAAACUUAUACAGAUUUAAAGUCAUUAAACGCCAAAGCCGUGGUACACGCAUUAAUGAAAUAAUUGUUGAUUUAGUAACAAGUAACAAGAGACGAUAUCUUAUUAAAAGAUAAGAAAAAAAAAAUAAUUAAAAUUUGAAUCGAUUGUUAAAGAAAAUGAAAAAAAAA
Molecule: messenger RNA, 2201 nt
Organism: Apis mellifera (honey bee)
Lineage: Eukaryota; Metazoa; Arthropoda; Insecta; Hymenoptera; Apidae
Gene: SrpRalpha
Product: signal recognition particle receptor subunit alpha homolog
Exons: 7
Coding region: 253-2097 (614 amino acids)
Biological process (GO): SRP-dependent cotranslational protein targeting to membrane
Cellular component (GO): signal recognition particle receptor complex; endoplasmic reticulum membrane
Molecular function (GO): GTP binding; GTPase activity; ATP hydrolysis activity
Source: RefSeq, a predicted model, not a curated record